CACUGUAAUCGCCUUAAAAGCGCCCCGCCCCGCCUGCCCGCCGCGCACACCCGGCUACCUGGGCUGCCCCGAGGAGCUGCCUUGGGCGGGAGAUCCAGCGGGACCCAGUGAGUCGGCUUGAGCCGCCGUGUGCCCCUGGUGGGUGUGAGCCGGUGCUGAGGGUGCCCGAGUGCGCGCGGGGGGGUGGAGUCCCGAGCGCACACAGCAGCCAUGAGAACGAGAGCCUGGGCCCCGCUCUGGUUGCUGCUGGCCGCCGCCGCCCAGCUGUCCCGGCAGCAGCCCCCGGAGAGACCUGUUUUCAGAUGUGGUGGCAUUCUUACUGGAGAGUCUGGAUUUAUUGGCAGUGAAGGUUUUCCUGGAGUAUACCCUCCAAAUAGUAAAUGCACUUGGAAAAUCACAGUUCCUGAGGGAAAAGUAGUUGUCCUUAAUUUUCGAUUCAUAGACCUUGAGAGUGACAACUUGUGUCGCUAUGACUUUGUGGAUGUGUACAAUGGCCACAUCAAUGGCCAGCGCAUUGGACGCUUCUGUGGCACAUUCCGACCUGGAGCCCUGGUAUCCAGUGGGAACAAGAUGAUGGUGAAGAUGAUUUCUGAUGCCAAUACAGCAGGGAAUGGCUUCAUGGCCAUGUUCUCUGCCUCUGAACCAAAUGAAAGAGGGGACCAAUAUUGUGGAGGACACCUUGAAAGACCUUCAGGCUCUUUUAAAACCCCCAACUGGCCAGACCGGGAUUAUCCUGUAGGAGUCACUUGUAUAUGGCACAUCAUAGCCCCCCCAAACCAGCUUAUAGAAUUAAAAUUUGAGAAGUUUGAUGUCGAGCGAGAUAACUACUGUCGAUAUGAUUUUGUGGCUGUGUUUAAUGGUGGAGAAGUCAAUGAUGCUCAGAGAAUUGGAAAAUAUUGUGGCGACAGUCCACCCGCACCUAUUGUAUCUGAGAGAAAUGAACUUCUUAUUCAGUUUUUAUCAGACUUAAGUUUAACGGCAGAUGGAUUUAUUGGUCACUACAAAUUCAGGCCAAAAAAAUUGCCUACAACUACAGCAGCACCCGUUACCACUACAAACCCAGGAACUACAAGUUUAAAACCAACUGUGGCCCUCUGUCAACAAAAGUGUAGACGGACAGGGACUCUGGAGAGCAAUUAUUGUUCAAGCAACUUUGUAUUAGUUGGCGCUGUUAUCACAACCACCCCUCGGGGUGGGAGUUUGCAAGCCACAAUCUCACUCAUCAACAUCUAUAAAGAGGGAAACCUGGCAAUUCAGCAGGCUGGCAAGAACAUGAGCGCCAAGGUUACUGUGGUCUGCAAGCAGUGCCCUCUCCUCAGAAGAGGUCUAAAUUACAUCAUUAUGGGCCAAGUAGGUGAAGAUGGGCAAGGCAAGAUCAUGCCAAAUAGCUUUGUCAUGAUAUUCAAGACCAAGAAUCAGAAGCUUUUGAAUGUUUUAAAAAACAAGCAAUGUUAACAGUGAACUGUGUCCAUUUAAGCUGCAUUCUGUUGUUGCUUUUGAAAGGUCUGUCUUCCCUAAGUAGCAAAAAAGCCCAGAUGAUUUAACAUUGAGCGUUUUGAAAGGCUGGACUGUUUUACUCUUCACAUGAUGUAGGUGUGAGACCUCCAAUGGCCCUGAUGCAAGUUCUGAGCCUGCACUGAGAAGAGCAGAGAGCUGAAAACCUGCUGACUUAGUGCGGUGAUAGGAAACGCGCAGUAUCAAGUGUUGACAGCUUGAAAGUAGUUUAUUUGUACAUCUCUGUAAAAGGAUAUUAUGAGUUGUGUGAAGGUAUAAAAAGAGAUUUUAUAAGUGCAAUAUUUAUAAUGAUACAUGUCUUACCUUCAGCAUUUGCUCUGAGGUGUUACAUUCUUCUCUUGCAUUUUUAAGUCAGUGCUUAAUAAAAUAUUUUUAAAUGAUUA
Messenger RNA from Heterocephalus glaber (naked mole-rat), 1898 nucleotides. It is a transcript of the gene Pcolce2, whose product is annotated as procollagen C-endopeptidase enhancer 2. Gene Ontology annotation, molecular function: protein binding; peptidase activator activity; collagen binding. NCBI's taxonomy places the organism in Eukaryota, Metazoa, Chordata, Mammalia, Rodentia, Bathyergidae. The record is from RefSeq and is a predicted model, not a curated record.